Zychaea mexicana is the source of this 1374-nucleotide messenger RNA. Its product is annotated as major facilitator superfamily domain-containing protein. NCBI's taxonomy places the organism in Eukaryota, Fungi, Mucoromycota, Mucoromycetes, Mucorales, Lichtheimiaceae. The transcript has 12 exons. Gene Ontology annotation, molecular function: transmembrane transporter activity. The record is from RefSeq and is a predicted model, not a curated record. Gene Ontology annotation, biological process: transmembrane transport. Bases 1 to 1374 code for a protein of 457 amino acids.
AUGACGGCAAGUUUCCGGCAAGAUACCGAUAUUAUACAAGAUUCAUCUGAUGAAACUGUACAAGGUGGAAGUGUUGUUGAUAUGAGGAGCAACGAAGACGAUGAAGCUGUUGUCGGCAUCGGAGAAAAGAAAAAUGACAGCAAACAGCAUUCUGCUCAUAACCAGUACUCGGGAGCCAGAAAAUUGGUCAUUUUCUUAAUUGUAACAGCUAUGCAGAUGAUGCAGCAUGUAACCAUCGGUGGAAUGUAUCCCGUAUUUCCAGCAAUACGAUCUUCUUUUGACACAACAGAAACCAUUACCAACGCCACAACUGCUGUGUAUACCUUCUUAACGGGUCUCCUUCCUUCAGUAUGGGUAACACUUAGUAAUAUUUAUGGCCGACGUCCAAUGUAUAUGGUAUCUACUUUAAUCAUGAUAUUGGGCAACGCCGGGUCUGCACUUUCUAUCAAUAUCGGCAUGUUGCUCGCUUCUCGUGCCGUCGCUGCUAUCGGUGGUGGAGCGUGUGUCUCUUUGGGAGCAGGUGUUAUUACAGACGUUUUCAAUGAUAGUCAACGUGGAAGAGCACUUUCUUGGAACAACGCAUUGCCAAUUAGCGUAGCAGCAAUUUCGCCCAUUAUCACAGGAGCAUUAACACAAUAUCUUGGAUGGAGGAGCGUGUUCUGGUUUCUCGCCAUCUGUUAUGCAGUCUUACUUGUCAGUUUAGUAUAUGGUCUACCAGAGACCAAAACUCCCAACCAGCCAGCUUGCACAAAAGCUACUACUACGACUAAAAGCGACAACAAACAGAAGUAUCUAGUCAUCAAUCCAUUUGCAUCGUUGAAGCUACUGAGAUAUCCAAACAUUCUCUUGGCUUCUCUUUAUAUGGGCAUUAUGUACUUUGUCAACUACGCCGCCAAUGCUUCAUUUGCAUGGGCCUAUCACACUCAAUAUCACUUCAGCUCUACCUAUGUCGGCUUAUGCUACAUGCUGGGUGCCUUUGGAUACUGUACCGGUGCUUACGCGGCUGGAACAUUGUCUGACCGUGUAUAUCAACGACGGAUCCAAAAUGCAACAGAAAAAAACGAACGUGUUUAUCCCGAAAUGCGGCUCAGCAAAUUGGUAUUAACACCAUCCGUAUGCCUAAUGGCAGGUGGAUACGCUGCAUAUGGAUGGUGCAUUCAAGAAAACACCCACUUUGUGCUGGGAAUGUUUAUGCAAAUGUUCGGACAUGGUGCAUCUGUUCAAGUCUCACUGUUGGUAGUUAUUGAUUUGCAAGAGGUGCUCGGACAUGGUGUGCUGUUUUCGAUCUGUGGCGGGCUACUAUUAAUAGCAUCAUCUUUUGUAUACUAUGUCCAGAAAAACAGUGAAAAGUGGGAACAAAUGUUGAAGGAGUAG